AUGGCCUCAACAACCACCGCGGUAGCGGGGUUCGCCGCGCUUGUCCUGCUGCUCAAACCCUUGCGCGCCCUCUACCACUUUCUCGCCGACCCUUUCUUUUCGCCACUACGCAACGUACCCGGCCCUCGACCACAAAGCUGGCUAUGGGGGACGAUGAAGAUCACACGCAAGCUGACCCCGGCCGUGGCGCAGCGACAAUGGAUGCAAGAGUAUGGGCCUAUAUUCAUCACGUGGUCUGUCUUUGGCACUCCACGACUGGUCCUCGCCGACGCUCGUGGCAUUGGCCAUGUCAUCUCGAACUCUAUGGACUACCACAAGCCCCCAUUGGGCAAGUAUGUCGCCAGUCAAGUUGUUGGAGACGGUAUACUGACCGUCGAGGGAAUGGAACAUAAACAUCAGCGCAGAGUUCUGAACCCGGCAUUCGGAAUCGCCCAAGUCCGCGCAUUGCUACCCAUCUUCUUCGAGAAGUCCUUACAGCUUCGAGACAUCUGGAAGACCCGCGUAUCUGAGAACAAUUCGCCUCGGACGCUCGUCGACGUUUUGGAGUAUCUUCAACUGACUACGCUCGACAUCAUUGGCCUGGCAGGCUUCGGCUUCUCCUUUGACGCUCUGGGUCCCCCGGAUGACUCCCAGACGAAGGAGUUCACCGACGCUCUUCGUAUCCUUACUGAUGGCGAGCUUCCUGGCAUCAUGACGUUCCUGCAAGCCCUCAUUCCUGCUUUCCGGUACAUCCCUACGCCGCGGACGCGACGCAUCGCUAAAGCUCGGGCGGUCCUGAAUCGUGUUGGUGGCAAACUCAUCGACGAGCGGAAGCGACUCGUACUGGGCGAUGUCGUUCAUGAGAAGGUGACUCGGGACGAUGUCCAAGGCAAGGAUGUCUUGAGUAUACUCGUGCGAGCCAAUCUAGCGACCGACCUACCGGAUGCGAAUCGUCUGUCUGAUGCGGAUAUGCUUGCUCAGAUUCCCACGUUGCUCGUCGCAGGUCAUGAGACUACCAGCUCGGCCGUGACAUGGGGUCUACACUCCUUGUCAAACGACCAAAGGGUUCAGGACAAGCUUCGCGCAGAGCUGCGCGAAUGCAUCGACGCGCACGGACCGACGCCUUCUGCGGACGCGCUGAACGCCUUGCCCUAUCUCGAGAUGUUCGUGCGGGAAGUCAUGCGCCUCCACAGCCCUGUAUCCCAGACCCAGCGCGUCGCUACGAAGGACGACGUCAUCCCCACUGACCAAGAAUGGACUGAUGUUCAUGGUAUCACACGUACUGGUGUUCCUGUCAAGGCCGGAGAUAGUGUUAUGCUCCCCAUCGAGAAUAUGGGAAGGUGGGCAGCGAUAUGGGGGGAAGACGUUGAGAGCUUCAGGCCCGAACGCUGGGAGAAUCCUCCCGAUGCAGCGCAUGCUCUACCUGGAGUAUGGGGGAACACACUCGCAUUUCUUGGUGGUCCUCGCGCAUGCAUCGGGUUUCGGUUCUCGUUGCUCGAGAUGAAGGCCCUCUUCUUCACGUUGGUCUCUACCUUCCGGUUUAUGAAUGCCGUCGAGCCCGAGAAGGUCUUCAGGCGGUCUAUGGUCGUGACAAGGCCGUUCGUCCGGGGCGAAGAAGCCAAGGGCGCACACCUCCCGAUGUACAUAUCUCUCGUGGAGGAGGAUUGA
This is a messenger RNA of Peniophora sp. CBMAI 1063, 1647 nucleotides long. Lineage: Eukaryota; Fungi; Basidiomycota; Agaricomycetes; Russulales; Peniophoraceae. The record is from the annotation of a GenBank genome assembly.